UGCUAUUGGCAAGCUCAGGGAUGUUAUUUUGGGCAGUGUGCAUGGACUUGGCUUAAGUGGCAGGAGCCAAACUCCUGCCCUACUGACCUCUCCCCUGGAGGAACACAACAGGGGUAAGAGGCAGGCUCAAACUGAGGACUUGAAGACAGCAGAGCUCCAGUGGCAGCAGUGAUGGUGGAGCAGAAUCAAAACCACUUUCAACAUUAACAGAUGGGUCCAGACAGAGGCUGACAAACAGCUCUUCAGCAGAGCCCUAGGUUCCUCUCCUGAGUCCAUAGCACCUAAAAAUCAGAAAGACAAACAAUGGCUGAAACAUCCCGGCGGCCUGUGCUCAGGACCAUACAAUCAAUACUGCAGAAGGAGAUGGUGAGAGAGUUCCUGGGUGAGACCAUGAGCACCUUUGUCAUGAUGGUAUUUGGCCUUGGUUCCGUGGCUCAUAUGGUUCUAGGAGACCAAAAGCUUGGGAGCUAUCUUGGUGUCAACUUGGGUUUUGGCUUCGGAGUCACCAUGGGAGUGCAUGUGGCAGGAGGCAUCUCUGGGGCACACAUGAACGCAGCUGUGACCUUUGCCAACUGUGCACUGGGCCGGAUGCCCUGGAAGAAAUUCCCUAUAUAUGUGCUGGGCCAGUUCCUGGGUUCCUUCUUAGCUGCAGCCACCAUCUACCUACUGUUCUAUCGUGCCAUUGACAAUUUUUCGGGCGGAGACUUGUUGGUGACAGGACCUGUGUCCACUGCAAAGAUUUUUGCCACCUAUCUUCCUGAACACAUGACGUUGUGGCAGGGCUUCCUGGAUGAGGUAUUAUUGACUGCGAUGCUCCAGAUGUGUCUCUUUGCCAUCACAGACAAGGACAACAGUCCAGCACUUCCUGGGACUGAGGCAGAGGUGAUAGGCAUCCUUGUUUGCAUUAUUGGGGUGUCCCUAGGCAUGAACUCGGGAUAUGCAAUCAACCCAUCCCGUGACCUGCCUCCCCGCUUCUUCACUUUCAUUGCUGGCUGGGGCAAAGACGUAUUCAGUGCCGGGAACAACUGGUGGUGGGUACCAGUGGUAGCACCCAUCCUGGGUGCCUACCUAGGUGGCAUUGUGUACCUGGGCUUAAUUCACUCCAGCAUACCUCGGAACUCUUGGAGACUGGAAACUUAUGCUGUAGACCGGAAGAUAACGGAAUCACCCAAGGUUAUUACUCUAACCCCAGCUUCCAACUAACUUGCCCCACCCCCAAGUGGCUCUAUGCCUUUAGAGCAAUUGUAAGUACAGCCAUCUAUGCCCACAACUGUAUUACAAUAAAGCAACACCUUACUUGUA
Molecule: messenger RNA, 1302 nt
Organism: Cricetulus griseus (Chinese hamster)
Lineage: Eukaryota; Metazoa; Chordata; Mammalia; Rodentia; Cricetidae
Source: RefSeq, a predicted model, not a curated record